Messenger RNA from Sipha flava (yellow sugarcane aphid), 1278 nucleotides. Its product is annotated as 2,3-bisphosphoglycerate-dependent phosphoglycerate mutase-like. NCBI's taxonomy places the organism in Eukaryota, Metazoa, Arthropoda, Insecta, Hemiptera, Aphididae. The transcript has 5 exons. Bases 435 to 1205 code for a protein of 256 amino acids. Gene Ontology annotation, biological process: glycolytic process. The record is from RefSeq and is a predicted model, not a curated record. Gene Ontology annotation, molecular function: intramolecular phosphotransferase activity.
UGUGCACACGCGAACAGCAAGGCGGCGGCGCAGACAUACCCGCGUGCGUACACACGAACAUACACAUACACACACACACAUACGCGCGGGCGCGCGCGCGCGCGCGGGCACACACACAUUCACACACAUAUACGCAUACACACAUACACCAGACCGUAUAAACGCGUGCGCGCACGCUCAAACACACACACACACGCGCGGGAGCGCGCGCACGUAAACAUCAUAUACUCUUGUACACGUUCAUGAUAUAUCAGUGGCUCUAUCGCAAGUAGGUGGUAAACAUUACGCGUUGUUUUGUUUUUGCUCUUUCAGUUUUUCAUUUUUGUGUUUUACUUUCCGUUAAUUUCAUGUAUUAACUACCGGUAUUUUUUCCGAUUUAUUUUUCUUUUGUACAUCCGACUUUUAAUUUUUAUAACUUUAUAUCACAAAUAGUAAUGACGGGAAGACGAAUCGUGGUAUUGGCCAGGCAUGGCGAAAGUGAAUGGUCUAAAAACAAUAUUUUCUGUGGAUGGUACGAUUCACUAUUAUCUGAUCGAGGUACGAAUGAAGCUUUAGAAUGUGCUGAAUUAUUAAAACAAUCAAACUAUGAGUUUGAUAGAGCUUACACAUCUUUGUUGACUAGAGCCCACCAAACACUUAACAUAAUCACUGAACACAUUGGUCAGUCAAGUCUACCGGUAGAGGAAUCGUGGAGGUUAAACGAGCGACAUUAUGGAGCUUUGACAGGAUACAAUAAAGCUGAAUUGGCUACAAAAUAUGGCGAAAAACAGGUACAAAUUUGGAGACGAAGUUUUGAUGUCCUUCCACCACCAAUGGAAGCUACCCAUAAAUAUUAUCGAGCCAUUUGGCGUAACCCCAAAAUCGUGGCUCAAUCAUACACUUCAAAUGAAAAAUUUCCUUCUACUGAGUCACUUAAAGAAACCAUGGAGAGAGUAAUACCUUAUUGGGACAAUACUAUUGUACCGAAUAUACAACGAGGACAAAGGAUUUUGAUUGUGGCUCAUGGUACCGUAUUACGAAGUCUCAUCAAGUAUUUAGAUAAUGUAUCUGACAAUGAUAUUUGCUCAAUAAACAUUCCUUCGGGUAUUCCAUUCGUUUAUGAAUUUGAUGAUGACAUGAAAGUCAUAUCUUCGAGGACUUUUUUGGGUGAUAAAAAACGAAUAGAAGAAGGAAUAGCCAGAGCUGCCUCUAUCGGUUCUCAUUAAGCUGCCGAUUUUAAGUUAAUUUUAAAAAAUUUUAAUUUUUUUUUUGUCUGGAUAUUCAGAUAUUUGCUUAUUA